AUGCCAAGGGUAAAACAAGUGGCUACCAAACCUCAAAAAUUCAUGGGUGAUGCUAUGACAGCCACUGGCAGAUCCGAAAAGGAAAGAGAAGAAGAAACUAAAGUUGAGAACAUUGAUGAAGAAACAGAGACAGUGGAAGAACGACCAAGAAAAAGAAAAGAAAAGGGUAUUGCUGGGUUAGAGCCUUCCACGAAAAAGAAGAAAAUGGAGAAGGCCCCUGCUUCGAAACCCUUUGUGCAACAGAAUAUUUUCGAGCCAAGAUUCAAUUUGUCAUUUUUGAUUUUCAAAGUGAUUGCUAAGUCUAGUAAGCAUAGAAGAUUGCCACAUGCUUUGCCUUUGACUCUUGUAUUUCAAACUAUAGGAGUUGAUUUGGGCAAAGAAAAGAAGUUUAGCAAUCCUAUCCCCAUUAAGGAGAUUUUCAAGGCUGAUGAUGGUAGGAAAAGGAGUAAGAAAGAAGAGAAAAAGCAAGAAGAAGAGACUGAGAUUGAUAUUGAAUCUGAAUCAGAAUCAAAUUCUGAAACAGAACUAGACAUCCCAAUAAGCAAGUUAAAAGAGAGAAGUUCUAAGAUAGAUGAAGGGGAAAGCUCUAAGAAGAAAGAGAAAAUUAAGCUGAAAAUGUUAGAUUUUGUGAAAAUAAGUAAAGCAAAUCUGGAAAUGAUGAAGGAAAUCAAAGAAAUGAGUGGAUUGAGCUUGAGUAUUUUAGAAAAAUCUCAUGAAUUGCAGAAAGGAAUUAUGGCUGAGCAAAAUGCAAAGAUGGAUAUGUUGAUUAAUAGAUUGGAUAGACAAGAAUGGUUUAUGAAGAAGAUGGCUCAAAUGCUGUUUGGUGAAUCUUUUGGGAAGUUUGGAGAUUUUGGAAGCUACCCACAUGGUAUUGCUGGUCCUAGCAAUGCAAAGGCUGCUGAACCAAGUGGAGUAAAAAUUUCUGAAGUGGAAGAAGAAGAAGAAGAGGAGCAUGUGGAAACUGCUGAAAAGGAAAAAGAAGAAAGUAAGCUAGCUGAGGCUGAAGAAGUAGAGAAAAAUGAUGAGAAGGAAGAAACUAUAUAA
Molecule: messenger RNA, 1044 nt
Organism: Hevea brasiliensis (rubber tree)
Lineage: Eukaryota; Viridiplantae; Streptophyta; Magnoliopsida; Malpighiales; Euphorbiaceae
Exons: 2
Coding region: 1-1044 (347 amino acids)
Source: RefSeq, a predicted model, not a curated record